AUGGCCAAAAGGCUCAAGGCGGGAGCGGCCUCUAAAGAAUCAGGUUCCCCCGAUCCCUGGCCGUCAACUGGUGCCGAGGACGCCCCGCCUCGCCCCUUGGUGGGGGAGCCCAUUCCGCCAUCGCCGAGGCGGGUCGAGGUGACUCGUCCCCAAGAGCAAGAGGGAGCCCCCGAGCCUCCUCGAUCUGGGGUCGAGGGGGCCCCUAUCACAAUAAGCGACGGGUCUGGCGGCGACGGGCCUUCGAAGGACGCCCGCCCUAUGGACGAGGGGGCCGAGACUUCUCUGGUCGCGAAGCGGACGCCCUGGCCCGUCGGGCUUCGCUCCGUCGAGGAGCGAAGAAAGAAGGAGGAAGAGGAGCGCGAGCAGGAGACGCGACAACAGCCGCAGGAGGGGCAGCAGCCAGAGAGUCCCCAGCUCGAUGAGUUGCUGGAGCAGGACCGGCAACAGGAGCUGCGGCAACAGGAGAGUCUUCCGGAGAAGCUCCUCAAGUCUUACAAGGAGCUGUUGGCGCUUGAGGAGGAGAAGAAGGAGAGGGAGGCCGCACUGUCGGAAGCUCGGGAGGCCUCGAGAAAGGCGGUGGAUGAGGCCGCGCUGCUGAGGGAGCGGGCCAUUAUGUUCGAGGAGGUUGCGUCAAUGGCUCGGGAGGAGGUCUUGUCUUACAAGGAAGCGGCCGCUACCCUGAGCAAGGAGAAGGGACUCCUCGAGACUGACCUUGCCUCCGCCCGAGAAACCUUCCAGAAGAUGAAGGUGGAGUGCGUGAAUGGCGAGGUCACCUGGAGCGCUGCGGAGGAGGCCAAAAAGAGGGCUCUUGAGGAUCUCGAGGCUGAGCGGACUCGAUCUCGCAUCCUCUCUGACAACGUCGACCGUCUGAAGAGAGCGAUACUGGAGAAGGUUGGAGCCAUCGCGCAGGCCGGUAAAUUGAUCGAGGACCUGCGCGUCACCAACACCGAGCUGGUGCGUUCCAAUAAGGAGAUCGAGAGAUCCAACACUUAG
Sorghum bicolor (sorghum) is the source of this 993-nucleotide messenger RNA. RefSeq names its product trichohyalin-like. Bases 1 to 993 code for a protein of 330 amino acids. The record is from RefSeq and is a predicted model, not a curated record. Lineage: Eukaryota; Viridiplantae; Streptophyta; Magnoliopsida; Poales; Poaceae. The transcript has 3 exons.